UUCAAUUCCGAGUAGCAGACGAACUGAAAAUAAUCUGUGAUAUUUUUUAAGAAACAAAAAAACGAGAAAAUUAUUUUAUAAUGUCGGAAUCCAAACCGGUUCUCGCCUACUGGAAUUUUCGAGGGGUUGUGGCACCGACUCGAAUGUUGCUUGCGUACCUGGGCGUUGAUCACGACGAAAUUCGCUACCCAGCCAAUCUCGCCGGGGUUAAGGAAUGGCAUAAAAUCAGGGACAAGAUGGGGCUCGAUUUCCCAAACCUUCCAUACUGGAAAGAGAACAGUGAGGACAGUGAGGACAAAGGACUCACGGAAUCUCGAGCGAUUAUCAAGCACAUUGCUCGAACUCGAGGGAACGGCGUGCUCAUGCCGACCUCGUUGGACGACCUCGUCACCGCCGAAUGUGUCGAAGGCGUCGUUUACGAUACCGGUUACGGCCUUGUGAAGCGUUGCUUGUAUGAUGCGGACCCGUUUAAAGAGGACCUUAAAGCCGCACCGGUGAAGUUUGACCAGUUGGAAAAAUUUUUGGGGACGAAAAGAUGGAUUUUGGGGGAUCAACUUUUCUACGUGGAUUUUCUCCUGUACGAAGUUCUCUAUCAGUUCGAGGCGUACGAUCCGGAUUAUUUUAAGGCGUAUCCGUCCCUCUCGAAAUUUAAGGGGAGGUUAGAGGCACUCCCGGAAAUUAGGAAAUAUAUGGAAUCACCGAGCUAUGUUUCUGGACCGUGCGUUCACCCGUUUUUUGCUCGGUUGAAGAUUUGAAAUUGAAUGGAAAUUGUGAAUUGAAAUGAGAGUUAAUUAAUAAAGAGUUAUAAUUAUCAGAGGGCG
This is a messenger RNA of Folsomia candida, 821 nucleotides long. Its product is annotated as glutathione S-transferase Mu 1. The record is from RefSeq and is a predicted model, not a curated record. Gene Ontology annotation, biological process: glutathione metabolic process. Bases 81 to 755 code for a protein of 224 amino acids. Lineage: Eukaryota; Metazoa; Arthropoda; Collembola; Entomobryomorpha; Isotomidae. Gene Ontology annotation, molecular function: glutathione transferase activity. The transcript is spliced from 5 exons.